Messenger RNA from Saccharomyces eubayanus, 825 nucleotides. It is a transcript of the gene UTP30, whose product is annotated as Utp30p. Bases 1 to 825 code for a protein of 274 amino acids. The transcript has a single exon. The record is from RefSeq and is a predicted model, not a curated record. NCBI's taxonomy places the organism in Eukaryota, Fungi, Ascomycota, Saccharomycetes, Saccharomycetales, Saccharomycetaceae.
AUGGUUGAUCAAGUAGAUGUCAUAAAAAGCGAACUAGCGGAAAAAGCCCUAAAUGCUUUAAUUUUACAGUGUGGAGAAAACGCAUCUUUACAAAAUGAUAAAAGCAUUCAAAUAAUCAUCAAUAUGGGGAAGAAAAUGGGUAUAAAAAAGGACAACAUUCCCCGGAUUAUACCAUUGACCAAAUGCAAGUUGUUCAAACCAAGAGAUUUAAACAUACUGCUAAUUACCAAAGAUCCAUCCACCCUGUAUAGAGAAACUUUGACUAAAGACGAGCAUACAUCGGAAUUAUUCAAGGAGAUUAUAAGUGUCAAGAACUUGAGACGUAGAUUCAAAGGUAGCAAAUUGACCCAAUUGUAUAAAGACUUUGAUUUGAUUGUUGCUGAUUAUAGAGUCCACCAUUUACUUCCUGAUGUGCUCGGCAACAGAUUUUAUCAUGGUAGCAAGAAAUUACCAUAUAUGAUUCGAAUGUCCAAAGAAGUAAAGUUGAAACGCCAGCAAAUGGCCGAGAAAUGCGACCCAAUUUAUGUGAGAGCGCAACUGAGAAGUAUAUGUAAGAACACUUCAUAUAUCCCCAAUGAUGACAAUUGUUUAAGUGUCAGAGUCGGGCACAUCCAAAAGCAUACUCUACCAGAGAUUUUACAAAACAUUCAGGACGUGGUGAAUUUCCUGACUGACAGGAGUAAGAGACCGCAAGGCGGCGUCAUCAAAGGCGGAAUAAUAUCCAUAUUUGUCAAGACUAGCAACAGUACCAGUUUACCUAUAUACCGAUUCUCAGAGACAAAGAAAAUUCACGACAGUGAGGAUCUGAGUGAUAUAAGAUUAUAG